AUGCUCUCGAUUCAACUUUUUCUUGCAUUAGCAGCCUGUGUCUCUGCUGACCAGAUCUUUCAGGCCGUGGCUCAAGGUGGCUCUGUCAAUGGUCCUGUUACUUAUGACAAUGGCAAGAUAACUGUCAACAAGGGCAAUAGAGCACUGUUCAAUUUGCAAGAACCAAGUGGUUUCAUGACGGUUCAAGGUCAAUAUGUGGCCAAUACUCCUGAGGGAAUUGUGUUGGUUUCUGAUCAUGAUCAAGCCAGUAAAGAUUGGGGUAUUGAGAACAAUGAGGUUCGUUUCAAUAGUGCCGACGACAGAAGAAAGUUCUACGCUUGUCCUAGUGGCAACGGCUAUACGUUGCAAACAUUCUUCUGUGACGGAGGAUCACAGGUGGUGCUUCUGGUUAGCGGUUCUGGACUGGGCACUUCUCCCAGUGGAAGUGGUGCAAUUGGCAAUGCCGCAAAAUCGUCAGCAAACUCAGGUUCUGCUACUGCAGCUGCUGCUGCAACCACUGCGUCUUCAGCAAGAGGUGCAUCUACAAGUGCAUCUGCUGGCUCCAAAACUGGCUCCAAAACUGGUGCUGGUGCUGGCGGUGCCGCUACUGCAGCUUCUUCUGGGGCAUCCAGUCAAGCUUCGAAAGCUUCUGGUGUGUCUAGCAAGGCAUCUGGUGCUUCAAGUAAAGUUGCUGGUGCUUCUAGUUCUGCUGGUGCUUCCAGUAAUGCUUCUAGUGCUGCUUCCAGCAAAGCUUCAAGUGCUGCUUCUGGUUCCAUAACCAGUGCACACAGCUCUGGAGGCUCUGGAUCUGGAUCCAAGAGCAGCACAGGUGCUAGUUCCAAGGCCAGUUCCGCAGCUGGAGCUGGAGCUGGAGCUGGUUCCCGCAACUCGACUUCAAGUGCUCAACCAACUUCCAAAUCUUCUUCCAAGGAUAGCGGAUUUGGUGCUACUUCAUACGGAACUGGCUUGGCUGGAAUUGCCGUAGCGGUUGCAUUCUUGUUGUGA
Messenger RNA from Meyerozyma guilliermondii ATCC 6260, 984 nucleotides. RefSeq lists its product as uncharacterized. The transcript has a single exon. The record is from RefSeq and is a predicted model, not a curated record. Lineage: Eukaryota; Fungi; Ascomycota; Pichiomycetes; Serinales; Debaryomycetaceae. Bases 1 to 984 code for a protein of 327 amino acids.